AGAGAUUGAGUGGAGCUGCUGGCCGCCGUACCGGAGCCGCCAUGGGAGUGGAAGGCUGCACCAAGUGCAUCAAAUACCUUCUCUUCGUUUUCAACUUCAUCUUCUGGCUUGCUGGAGGCAUCAUCCUGGGAGUGGCCCUGUGGCUCCGGCAUGACUCGCAGACGACGAAUAUCCUCUACCUGCAGCUGGGUGACAAGCAGGCCCCCAACACCUUCUACGUGGGAAUCUACAUCCUGAUCGCGGUUGGAGCUGUCAUGAUGUUCGUGGGGUUCCUGGGAUGCUAUGGUGCCAUUCAGGAGUCUCAGUGCCUUCUGGGAACGUUCUUCACUUGCCUGGUGAUCCUCUUUGCCUGCGAAGUUGCAGCUGGAAUUUGGGGAUUCGUCAACAAAGACCAAAUAGCCAAAGAUGUGAAGCAGUUCUACGAUCAAGCGUUUCAACAGGCGCUCAUGGCGGAGUCGGAUACCAACAACGGCAAAGCUGUCGUGAAGACCUUUCAUGAAACGCUGGACUGCUGUGGUCCUGAUAAUGCGAUAGGAACUAUCACUCCCCUGUGGAGAGAAGACCUCUGCCCAAGGAAGGACUCCAUUCUGAAGAGCCUUAUUGAGACCCCCAACUGCCACAGAAAAAUUGAUGAGCUGUUCUCUGGGAAGCUCUACCUGAUUGGUAUCGCUGCCAUCGUGGUUGCUGUGAUCAUGAUUUUUGAAAUGAUCCUGAGCAUGGUGCUGUGCUGUGGCAUAAGGAACAGCUCCGUCUACUGAGCCGUGAGAGCCAGGGAGGGGAAGGGGGGAGCAGGGCAGAUGGCGCUAGAGGGGACCCCAAGUGCCACCAAGUGACCAGGAGACAUUUCAACAAAAGACAAAGAAAACUAUGUAUAUAAAUACUUCCAAUAUUACCAUACAGUACUUAUCAUUUUUAUUGCAAAGGAUUUUUUUUUUGUAAUAAAUAAAACUUUCCCAUACCCUUGUGGCUGAGUUAGUUACACAUCAGUUGUGUGUGAUGGGGAAAGCUGCUGUAGCAGGAGAUCAAGUCCUUCCUCCCCCUUCCCCACCUCCCUGUAACUCAAAGUCAAGCUGGUGGUAGAUCUAGAGAGGAGAAGGGCUGCAGCCUGUUAGCAGAAGUCUUUGCCUUGGUUUUUACUUGUUUUUUCAACACUGACUGUUUUUUGUUGGGUUUUUUUAUAUAUAUAUGUAAUCAGAUGCUGAAGCAGGAUUUAGCAUUUCUGUUUGCUUGUGCUCCUCUUUUUCCUACCAUCACCCCAACUCCCUGGCGUUGCCCAGCUGUCUGUAGGGAAGCCUGGGAGAGGAGAGGGAACAGCCCCCAUUACCUGGGUGUGAUGUAUCCGGGGGUCACAGGCACCUUGUUCCUCUCCAACCUGUUUGCAUCGCUAGGUCAAUCCUGAACACAAAACCAUGCUUCCAUUUUUUGGCUCUCUGAAGAGUGGUGAUGUUUUUUGGCUUUUUCUUUUU
Molecule: messenger RNA, 1466 nt
Organism: Indicator indicator
Lineage: Eukaryota; Metazoa; Chordata; Aves; Piciformes; Indicatoridae
Gene: CD81
Product: CD81 molecule
Exons: 8
Coding region: 42-758 (238 amino acids)
Cellular component (GO): membrane
Source: RefSeq, a predicted model, not a curated record